UGGUACUCUCUGACUACAAAAAAAACAAAAGCAAUAUUUUUUCCGAUCUUGUCAUUUUCUUAUAUUUUCCCUUCAUUUCCACGAAUACCUAGGUGAUUUUUGAGUUACAUAGUGUGCUUAAUUUAUAAACUAUUACUUUAAUAAUGGGCGUUGAUGUUGAAACUCUUUCACCAGGAAAUGGAUCUACAUACCCAAAACCAGGACAAACUGUAGUAGUUCACUACACUGGAACCCUACAGAAUGGAAAGAAGUUUGACUCGUCCAGGGACCGUGGUCAGCCUUUCAAAUUCACACUUGGCAAGGGCGAUGUCAUCAAAGGAUGGGAUCAAGGAUUAGCGAAAAUGUCAGUAGGAGAGAGGGCCAAACUCACUUGUUCCCCUGAUUUCGCCUAUGGCUCGAGGGGACACCCUGGUGUCAUACCACCCAACUCCACCUUAAUUUUUGAUGUUGAGUUAUUACGUGUUGAAUAGAUACCUAAUUGUUAAAUCUCAAAAACUUACUAACAUGCAAACUACACAAUCUAAACAGUGACAGCUACAUUCUCGCUUAUAUCGUCCCUGUCAAUGUUGAGUGCAGUCCAUUAUGAAUUCUGAAAUUUAAAUAUACUUAUUAAAAACUUUAGAGCUAUUGCUCUUUAUAUGCUUGUUUGGCCUGACAGUGAAAGUUAUUGUUGUAUUCAGUAUUUUUUUUUACUAAAUGUGCCAUGACAUAAGUAUAAUUUGGAAUAAUAUGAAAUGCACUAAUAACUGAAAGUUGCUUAUUUGCAAUAUGGUGCAAUUAUAAUAACCAUGAAUAAGUUUGUCUUAAAUUUUUUCUAAGACAUCACUAUUGUUUAUGACUGGCAUGGCAUUGUGUUGCAUUUAAUUGGAUUAAAGAAAUAUUUCUGUAUUAAAAAAAAACUAAGAUAUUAUAGGAUAUUUAUCAAUCUCAAUGCUAGUUUAGCAUUUACUUAAUUAUUCUAAAUGUUAAUUUAUUGUUUCUUAAAAUAAAAAAAGUGAUUUGUAUAAA
Plodia interpunctella (Indianmeal moth) is the source of this 1008-nucleotide messenger RNA. Its product is annotated as peptidyl-prolyl cis-trans isomerase Fkbp12-like. Gene Ontology annotation, cellular component: sarcoplasmic reticulum membrane; cytoplasm. NCBI's taxonomy places the organism in Eukaryota, Metazoa, Arthropoda, Insecta, Lepidoptera, Pyralidae. The transcript is spliced from 3 exons. Gene Ontology annotation, molecular function: peptidyl-prolyl cis-trans isomerase activity. Gene Ontology annotation, biological process: protein peptidyl-prolyl isomerization. The coding region runs from base 144 to 470 and encodes 108 amino acids. The record is from RefSeq and is a predicted model, not a curated record.